Molecule: messenger RNA, 1411 nt
Organism: Serpula lacrymans var. lacrymans S7.9
Lineage: Eukaryota; Fungi; Basidiomycota; Agaricomycetes; Boletales; Serpulaceae
Exons: 4
Molecular function (GO): protein binding
Source: RefSeq, a predicted model, not a curated record
GUGACCUCUGUGACGUCCGAAUGUCCCCCAUCCGAGUUGACGGUUAACGACAGUAGAUAGUAAAGCAGAUAUUCACUAAAGACGCCAUCGCGCCAUUUUUCGCAUCAAAGUGAACUUGAAUGCACUUGUCGUUAUUUCCAGGAAUACUUCGCCGAGUCCUUCCAUAAUCAGUCUUACACCUCCAGUUCAAGUUUGAAGGCACGAUGCUGGAUCUGCCUCUCGAGCUCUUCUUGAUGAUCGCUGCUGAUCUCAAUGUGGCAGAUAUCAUUUCGUUACGCAAGACAUGUCGUUUGCUAUUUCACUACAGCCAUGAACGAACUCUAUGGCUUGACCUACUAUGCUGGAUACAAAUGUUUCUGCCCCUUCCGCGUUUAACUCAUGACUUGGAUGCUUUGAUAUCUUCAGAAAUCGAGCGGAUAGUCUUAUCUGUUCUCAGAACAGAACGUUUGUGGCUGGUUCCCAGAGAAUACAAUCCACCAGCACCGAUUUAUACUCUAUCAUGCGACCCUAAGAUCGACUACCCGGUACAUCUGGAAUAUGUCUUCGACGAUUAUCUGCUUGCCAUAUACAAACUUGGUCAAGUUUAUGUCUGGGAUACACGGUAUCUGGACUCUUCUUCUCCUGGGAAAGAAUGUGGUAGUUAUCUUCUCGCGGAACAACCACGCUCUUAUGUCACUGUCGUCGGCGCAGAUAAAGCCACUGUUUUUAUUGGGAUUGCACUCGAAUCUGGUCAAACUGUGAUUCUAUCUUCCACCCUGUGGCCUUUUUUGUUCACCUCUUCGGAGGAGAAAGAUAAUUCUGCGCUCCAGUUGAUCAGUACUAUGGACAUCGGGAGUCCCAGCGUAAUCCACGACAUCAAUGUGAAAACUGAGCUAGUGCUAUUUUCACGCGCAACAGACAUUCGUAUCUUCAAUUGGCGCACCCAGACUUGCUAUACCAUAGGAGACCAUUCCACCGGAGAGUUACUCGACCAUCUUGUCAAGAAGUUAAAGUUUCUUUGGCCUUAUGUCCUCUGUUUGCGGUCCUCUUCUAUCUCCGUGUACGACCUGCGACCUUUUUCUGAAUCUAUGGAUUCAUCGCAACUUCCACAAGCACCUAUACUCGUGCGCGAAUUGCAAUACCUCAAAUUUAUGUGCGCCUCACUAUCCAACCCCUGGCCUCAACCCAUUCUCCCCUCUGGUCCUUCUGAUGGCUCGCAAUUUUACAGGAUGUCCCUUGUUGGCCAUGACUUCUACAAAGGCCUAUUUCUACACAGAAUCAUUCUAGAUCUGUCGCCCACUCCGUCACUCUCCGUUAACUGCAUCGACGUCUUAUCUUAUGCGACUUAUGGUGGACACACCCCCAACACAAACUCUUUGUUCCCUCCCGACGAUGGUAGACCUCCACAACGAAUCAUUUUCAAUGCAGGUAA